Molecule: messenger RNA, 4133 nt
Organism: Aegilops tauschii subsp. strangulata
Lineage: Eukaryota; Viridiplantae; Streptophyta; Magnoliopsida; Poales; Poaceae
Biological process (GO): protein phosphorylation
Molecular function (GO): ATP binding; protein kinase activity; protein binding
Source: RefSeq, a predicted model, not a curated record
UUCAAAGAGGGCUUCAACCAUUUAUUUCCUGUAAAAUUGAAGAUAAGAAAAUUCUAUUUAUCUCUUGUUAUUCUUGUACACAUGAGACAAAUACCCAUGGCAUUUUUCACACAAAUUUAAAUGCAUAAAUUCCGCAUUCCCUACAUCUAUUUUUUUUUCACGUCUUUAAAUAUUGAAUUGCGUGUUCAUUAUUCUUCAGGAAAAAGCGUGCAUUCACUCUGUACCUCAGGCAACUACACACACACACACCAGGGGAGGGUGGCUGGGUCGAUGCAAUGUAAGCAGAGGGUCAAGGCAUCAUCCUGUCCCAGUCUGAGACGUGAAGGGUCAAAUCUCUUAGCGUCCAAAUGCGUGCUCACAAUAUAAAUAUUCCACAAAGUGUUGACUUGAACACGGCAACUAAUUCAGUGAGCAAAUAGUUUGGAUGAACACCAAAUCUGAUACAAAAGCAUGCCGUCGUGCAUCAUCCCUGUUCCCACCAUAUCGAUCGCUGAGCCACGAAUAUGUGUGCUAUGUUGAGCGGUUAGCUGCCGUCGCACUCCACAGCUGAGUAUUUAAACACCGUCCUGCACAUGAGAGUUUUCAUCUCCAUAUUCCAUAGCUGUAACCUGUAAACAACAACGAUGGCAUUUUCUGCUGUCUUGUGUCCAGGCUUUGUUUGGUUUCUAUACCUCUUUACCUUCCUUUGCAGCCUACCACUAGCCAUCUGCAAUGAAACUGAAAAUGAUAGACAAGCUCUCCUCUGCUUCAAGUCCCGGUUCUCGGGUCCAGCAGGAGUUUUAGCUUCAUGGAGCAACACGUCCCUGGAAGUUUGCGACUGGCAUGGGAUCACGUGCAGCACGGUGUCCCCUCAUCGUGUGAUUGAGCUGCACCUGGAGUCAGAAGGCAUCUCAGGCCCCAUAGCGCCUUGCCUUGCCAACCUGACCUCUCUUGCAAGGCUUCACCUGUCAAACAAUAGCUUCAAUGGGGGCAUACCGUCGGAGCUUGGCCUCCUGAGCCAGCUCCAUGACCUCAACCUCAGCAUGAACACUUUGGAAGGUAACAUACCACCGUCUUUGGGCAGCAGCCGUUCUCUUACAUAUGUCGAUCUUGGGGUGAAUGCUCUGACAGGGGUCAUCCCGGAGUCCCUAGCAAAUAGUUCGUCCCUCCAAGUACUUUGGCUCAUGAGCAAUAGGCUUAGUGGAAAACUACCAAAAGCUCUCUUCAACACAUCAUCUCUUCUUGACAUUUCCCUCCAAAAGAACAACCUUGUUGGCUCUAUACCUGUUGUUACUGCCACCUCCCCGCCUAUUCAAUACCUCGAUUUAAGGUAUAAUCAUAUCUCAGGAAAAAUACCUUCCUCGCUAGGGAACCUUUCCUCCCUCAUCGAACUUCGUCUUACAGAAAAUAAUUUAGUAGGGCGUAUACCAGACAGCUUAGGUCAUAUCUCAACACUGGAGAUACUGACCUUAAAUGUGAAUAACUUGUCUGGGACAGUUCCACCAUCUCUCUUCAAUAUGUCAUCACUGACAUUUCUUGGAGUAGCAAACAACUCGCUUGUUGGAAGGUUACCCUCCAAUAUUGGCUACACACUCCCGAGAAUUCAGGCAUUAGUCCUCUCAACAAACAUGUUUGAUGGCCCAAUCCCAGCUUCUCUUCCCAAAGCUUACAACCUUCGUCAGCUUUACCUGUAUAAUAACAGCCUAACUGGGCUUAUACCCUUCUUUGGGUCAUUGCCAAAUUUGGAGGAACUUGAUUUGUCGUACAACAAGCUAGAAGCAGGAAACUGGGAAUUUGUCUCUUCACUCACAAAUUGUACCAGGUUGACUAUGCUGAUGUUAGUUGGGAACAAUCUUCAAGGCGAAAUGCCAAGUUCGAUAGGCAAUCUUUCUGAUAGUCUCGAGUGGCUGUGGCUAAGGGAAAACCAAAUUUCUGGGCCUAUACCACCGGAGAUUGGAAAUCUUAAGAGCCUCAGCAGGUUGUACAUGGAUUACAAUCUUAUCACUGGAAAUAUACCACCAACAAUUGGCAAUUUGCACAGCUUGGUCCAUCUAUCCUUUGCACAAAACAGACUUUCAGGGCAAAUCCCGGAUACCAUUGGUAAUUUGGUUCAGCUAAAAUCUCUGAAGUUGGAUAGGAACAACAUUAGCGGAAGAAUACCUGAAAGUAUAGGACGUUGUACUCAACUCCAAAUACUCAACCUUGCUCACAACUCACUAGAUGGGAAUAUACCAAGUGAAAUCUUCAAAAUUUCUUCGCUUUCUGAAGAGUUGGACUUGUCACACAAUUACCUAUCUGGGGGAGUACCAGUGGAAGUUGGCAAUCUCAUUAAUGUGAAUAAAAUUAGCAUAUCAGAUAACAGGUUGUCUGGCAACAUCCCAUCCACUCUUGGCCAGUGUGUGGUUCUAGAGUACUUGGAUAUUUCUCAUAACAAUUUGUCUGGAAAGAUUCCACAGUUCCUCACAUCCUUAAGUUCCCUGCAAAAUCUCAACUUAUCCUUCAACAAUUUUGAUGGGGCGGUUCCAACAGGUGGUAUUUUUUACAAUGCUAGUGGAGUGUCGAUUGAAGGAAAUGAUGAUUUGUGUACCAGCAUUCCAACAGGAGGUAUACCUCUUUGUUCCACACUAGUUGAAAAGAAAGGAAAACAAAAUUCAUCGGCUCUAGUCCUACGGAUAGCAGUUCCAACAGUUGCUGUUGUUAUAUUAAUUUUGUCAUGUCUUGCAACAAUAUACUGGAGGAAGAGGAUGCAAGAAAAUCCACAUUUGCAGGAAUUUGAUGAGCAUAUGAAGAAGAUAUCAUAUGAAGACAUUGUAAGGUCAACAAAUAGGUUUUCUCCAGCUAACCUAAUUGGAUCAGGAUCAUUUGGAGUGGUUUACAAGGGCAGUUUGAAGCUUCAGAAAGAUCAAGUUGCCAUCAAGAUUUUCAACCUUAACAAUUAUGGAGCAAAUAGGAGUUUUAUUGCAGAGUGUGAAGCCCUGCGAAAUGUCCGUCAUCGAAAUCUUGUAAAGAUCAUCACAUCAUGUUCUUCUGUGGAUUCUACUGGGGCAGAUUUCAAGGCCCUAGUGUUCCAAUACAUGCCGAAUGGGAACCUAGAAAUGUGGCUACAUCCUGAAGACCUUGAACAUGGUGAGAGACAUAUCCUGACUUUAAGACAAAGGAUAAAUAUUGGCUUGGAUGUAGCAUUUGCUUUGGAUUAUCUUCAUAACCAAUGUGCAUCUCCAUUGAUACAUUGUGACCUAAAGCCAAGCAAUAUUCUUUUGGAUCUUGACAUGGUUGCGUAUGUCACCGACUUUGGCCUGUCAAGGUUUGUAUUCACCGCGUCAAAUGCAUACAAAGAUAGUUCAACAAGUCUGGCCUGCCUAAAAGGAUCCAUCGGAUACAUCCCACCAGAGUAUGGCAUGAGCGAAGAGAUAUCAACCAAGGGUGAUGUCUACAGUUUUGGGGUGCUUCUGUUACAAAUGAUAACAGGGCGAAGUCCAACUGACGGAAAGUUCAGCGAUGGUGCAAGCCUUCACGAAUUUGUUCGUAGAGCAUUUCCAGAUAAUAUAUGUGAGAUUGUUGAUCCAACAAUGCUACAACAUGACAGCAACGCACCGGAAGUGAUGAAGAACUGUGUCAUUCCAAUGGUUAAAAUAGGCCUCUCCUGCUCCAUGACAUCGCCCAAAGAACGGCCGGACAUGGGACAUGUUUCUGCCGAGAUCCUUAGAAUCAAGCAUCUGGCCUCACACAUGGAUGUCAGAUGAAGCAAAGGAUCUGCAGGAUUGUAGCUAACGACAUGAAUUCAUGUCAAAAAGAAUGAUGGUGCAAUAUCUUAUAUAUGACUUUUCCAUUUGUUAGUUCAAGUUAGUGAUACUUGCAGACUGUACCCUUCUCUUUUGCCAUAGCAUUUCUGUUCACAUUGUUUUUCCCUUAUUUGUUCAAGUGAGUAGUAUUUAUACAAGCACAGCCUGAACGAUCAUUGCUAGACCAAUUUGCGCAGUCAGAGUAAAUAUUUGGGAAGCUGACUUGGAACCAGAUAGAGGAUUAACCCUCGAUUUUGAACAUGGCUUGAACACAAAAUUCACCUCAACAAGCCAGAGUUAACGGGAUUGAGAACCAACCUACGCCAAUCUACGGAGAAGGACGCCCCAUAUCAAGCAGAUAGGCAUGUCACA